UCUCGCCUAUGCCACGCCCCUCGUUCUAGCCGAUGGGCGGGUCUUACUCAGCUCCCUGCCGAACCGCCCCGUCAUUCAGCGACUGUCAAACCGGCGGAGACGCAGCGCUGACAGGUGUGAAGCAAGUUCUGUCAGACAUCAGCCAUGGCAUUCAGUAAAGGAUAUCGCAUCUAUCACAAGCUGGACCCGCCACCCUACAGCGUGAUCGUGGAGACGAGGAACCGGGACGAAUGCUUGAUGUUCGAGUCUGGUGCAGUGGCGGUGCUGUCGGCUGCAGAGAAAGACGCCAUCAAAAACACGUACACCAAGAUGCUGGACGCCUAUGGUAUCCUAGGAGUUCUUCGUCUUAACCUUGGGGACUCCAUGCUCCACAGUCUGGUGGUAGUGACUGGGUGCAGUUCGGUGGGGAAGGUGCAGGAUUCGGAAGUAUUCCGGGUCACAGCCACAGACUUCGUAUCUCUGAAGAAUGACCCGUCGGAUGAGGACAGGAUCGCCGAGGUGCGGAAGGUUUUAAACUCUGGGAGCUUUUAUUUUGCCUGGUCGUCCUCUGGAGUGAGCCUGGACCUCAGUCUGAAUGCACACCGCAGGAUCAGAGAGGACACUUCGGACAAUCGCUUUUUCUGGAAUCAGUCUCUGCACCUGCACCUGAAGCACUAUGGGGUGAACUGUGACGACUGGCUGCUGAGGCUGAUGUGUGGUGGAGUGGAGAUUCGGACUAUCUACGCUGGCCACAAGCAGGCCAAGGCCUGUGUCAUCUCCCGCCUCAGCUCAGAGCGGGCAGGCACACGCUUCAACGUCCGAGGCACAAACGAUGACGGCCAGGUGGCUAACUUUGUGGAAACGGAGCAGGUCAUUUUCCUUGACGACAAAGUGUCGUCCUUUAUUCAAAUUCGUGGAUCGAUACCUCUGUUCUGGGAGCAGCCAGGCAUACAGGUCGGCUCCCACCGCGUCAAGCUGUCCCGAGGCUUUGAGGCCAACGCGCCGGCUUUCGAGAGGCACUUCACAGCUCUGCGGAGGCUCUAUGGCAAACAGGUGAUCAUUAACCUGCUGGGCAUGAAGGAGGGAGAGCACAUGCUUAGCAAAGCUUUCCAGAGUCAUUUAAAGGCCUCUGAGCAUGUCAGCGCUGUGAAGAUGUUGAACUUCGACUACCACCAGAUGGUAAAGGGAGGGAAGGCCGAGAAGCUGACCACAGUACUGAAACCGCAGAUCGGCAAGUUUCUGGACGAGUGCGGCUUCUUCUAUUACUCUGCUGAGACUGGAAUUGAGAGAUGCCAGACCGGAACCCUUAGAGUCAAUUGUCUAGACUGCCUGGACAGAACAAACAGUGUCCAAGCCUUCGUUGCACUUGAGAUGCUGCCCCAACAGCUAGAGGCCAUGGGGCUUACAGAGAAGCCCCAGCUGGUGGCACGAUUUCAGGAGGUGUUCCGUACCAUGUGGUCAGUCAACGGAGACUCUGUCAGCAAGAUCUAUGCUGGCACAGGUGCUCUGGACGGCAAGGCGAAGGCGGGGAAGCUGAAAGAUGGAGCACGUUCGGUCACCAGGACCAUCCAGAACAAUUUCUUCGACAGUUCUAAGCAGGAGGCUAUUGAUAUUCUAAGGCUGGGCAGCACUCUGAACAGUGAUCUGGCCGAUAAAGCUCGAGCCCUCCUCACUACCAGCAGUCUGUAUGUCUCUGAGCCCAUUUUACAAUCAGCAUCUCCUAGAGUGUUGCUGGGAAUGUGUCAGAGCCAUCACAAGUACACCAGGCCUAAAAAGAUCCGUGUGUGUGUGGGCACGUGGAACGUGAAUGGGGGCAAACAGUUCCGCAGCAUCGCUUUCAGGAACCAGACCCUCAAUGACUGGCUGCUGGACGCUCCCAAGAUAGCUGGCCACCCCGAGUUUCAGGACAGCAAAGUCCAUCCCCCGGAUAUCUUUGCCAUCGGCUUUGAGGAAAUGGUGGAGCUGAAUGCUGGCAACAUAGUCAGUGCAAGCACCACUAAUCAGAAGCUGUGGGCAGCAGAGCUGCAGAAGAACAUCUCACGGGACCAUAAGUAUGUACUGCUUGCCUCAGAGCAGCUGGUGGGGGUCUGCCUCUUCGUCUUCAUUCGGCCCCAGCAUGCUCCUUUCAUCAGGGAUGUCGCUGUAGACACUGUCAAGACUGGCAUGGGUGGAGCCACGGGGAACAAAGGGGGCGUGGCUAUUCGUAUGCUCUUUCACACCACCAGUAUCUGUUUCGUGUGCUCACACUUCGCUGCUGGACAGUCACAGGUCAAGGAGCGAAAUGACGACUAUGCCGAGAUUACCCGCAGACUCUCAUUCCCUAUGGGUCGUCUGCUGUACUCCCAUGAUUAUGUGUUCUGGUGCGGAGACUUCAACUACCGGAUCAACAUACCCAACGAGGAGGUAAAAGAGCUGAUCAGGCAGCAGAACUGGGAUGCCCUCAUCGCUGGGGACCAGCUUGUGGAACAGAAGAAUGCAGGCAUGGUGUUCAGGGGCUUCAUUGAAGGCAAGCUGGACUUCGCUCCCACUUACAAAUAUGACCUCUUCUCUGAUGACUAUGACACCAGCGAGAAGUGCCGGACGCCUGCCUGGACUGACCGUGUGCUGUGGAAGAGGAGGAAGUGGAACUUUGAUCGAACCGCUGAAGAGAUGGAGCUGAAUGUAGUAGGACUUCCAGUAAGCGAAGAUGAUCAGCACCCCUGGAGCCCUGGAGAGCUGAAGUACUAUGGCAGAGCAGAGCUCAAGACCUCAGACCACAGGCCAGUGGUGGCCGUCAUAGACGUGGACAUCCUUGAAGUGGACCCGGAAGCACGUCACCAAGUGUAUAAAGACGUGAUCGCUCUGCAGGGUCCUCCUGAUGGCACCAUCCUGGUCUCUCUGUGCAGCUCUGGGCCUGACGACUACUUUGACGAUGCCCUGAUAGACGAGCUACUGGACAAGUUUGCUAACUUUGGAGAAGUCAUUCUGAUCAGAUUUGUGGAGGAAAAGAUGUGGGUGACGUUUUUGGAAGGGUACUCUGCCCUGGCUGCGCUCUCACUGAGUGCCUCCACUGUGAUUGGGAAGACCAUCGACAUCCGUCUGAAGAGCCCUGGUUGGAUCAAGAGCCUAGAAGAGGAGAUGAGUGUGGAGAGGAUCUGUGGCAGCAUCCCCACCUCCGCUAGCUCCACACUGCUUGCUGAGGAUACUGUCAUGGGAGAUGAGUUCGACAUGGAGGGUGAUGUGGAUGAGGAGAUAGAGGACAUUCUCCCUCAGCACCUGCAGCCUGGGAUGGGCAUGGGUCCUGGAACAUCUCCCGCUACCUCUCCUCGCUCCAGUCCUUGCCCCUCCCCGACUCAUGGGGAGCCGGCCCCUCCCUGCCGGCCGAGCAGAGCCCCGCCACGCACAGCUGGACCACCGCAAGGUGGCCUAAGUCCGGUCACAUGUAGGAGGGAACUGGCAGGUUCUCCUGUGGAAAACCAAGCAGUAGGAGCUCCUCCAUCCCAAGGACUGGAACCAAAACGCCCCCCUCCCCCACGCCCCAACGCUCCCCCUGCCAGACCUGCACCCCCACAGCGCCCCCCACCACCCUCAGGAGAUAGAAGCCCUACACCUGGUAGGAGAGAAUCAGAAGGACAAAAAAGCCCUGCUUUAGCCAGAGCAGAUGCUGCAGGACGUGGCCAAUCUGCUGGAGCUCCAGGCGUCCCAAGACCGAACAUCCCUCCUAGAGCAGGAGUCAUCAGUGUGCCACCUCAGUCCCGACCACCUCCUCCCGCUCACCCUGGAGCUCCCAGACCCAUAGCUGAAGUUCACCCCGGGGCCCCUCGACCUGCCCCAGACAACCACCCAGGAGCCCCAAGACCCGUCCCAGAACCGCAGACCAAACCAGCAGAGCUCCCUCUGGGUCCUCCUCCAUCUCUUCCUGGCCCCAUGAGGCCACAGAUGGCCUCUCCCAUGCAGCCCCAGGCCACUUCCCCCAUGCAGCCGUCGAUACAGUCACAGCUGCCGCCGCCCAUGGUGCCCCAGCUGCCCCCACCCAUGCAGCCCACUUUGGCUGCUCCCCUGCAGCCUCAGCCAGCUGCUGCAGCCACAGGAGCAGCCGCCCCUCCUCAGCCUGGUCUGGCUUCUCCUAAGCCCCCACCCCGUAGCCGCUCCUCACAUGCCCUUCCACCUGAGGCUGCUGCUGCUCCUGCCCCUGCACCUGCACCUGCCCCUGCUCCUGCCUCUCAGACCAAUGGAAUGAAUGGAAUCCAAAGAGAAGCACAAUGGAAAGCAGACCCCUUGAACUCGCUCACCUCCAACCUGUUUUCCUCCACAUCCUGGCUGAACACCAAUUCCCUGUCACGGAGCAGCUCCCUCCACACCUCAUCCUCCAGUUCCAUCUCUUCCUCGUCCACCUUGCCCAACUCCCUGUCCCUGGAUUCCACAUCUCUGUUCUCCCUGCAGAUUCCAACAGCGGCUCCACUCCCCAGCGCUCCCGCCUCUUUGCUGGCCCCUCCUCCACCUUCCCGCAGCCGUUCGCAGGAAACCCUCCGCUCCUCCCCGAACCCUUUCCUGUCUGACCUCCAGCCGAGACCCAGCAGCACUAACCCAUUCCCCAGCACCCUGGCCACACCCCAGCGCCGCUCGCUCACGCCCGACUUCUACGCCCAGCAGCAGGCCGAGGCAUCCAAGCCUGCCCUCCCCAGGCCUGGGUCUGCCUUGGGCCACAGCGCCACCCUCCCUCCCUCCUUCUCCAGACCUCCACUCACAGCUCCAGCUUCCGCUCCCGCAUCAGCACCACCAAAGCGUACCCAGCAGUGGGUCACCUUUGACGACGAUUCGGACUUCACCAUAUCAGGAAAAGCUCCAGCAACAGCAGAAGCGACAGGGCUCUCUCUGCUGUCUUUGUCCUCCAGCGCAACAUUCCAGCAGCCCCAGAGCAUCUCUGGCUUUGACUCUCACAGCAACUGGGCGAUCCCUUCCAGCACGGCAUUCCCAACACUGCCCCCUCCCGUUCCAGUCAGGACUAAUCCAAACGUCACCCCAAGGAACCCUCAGAUCCCCGGCAGAACCAACGAGUUCACAGAAAGAUGAUAAUAUAUAGUGUAAUGCUCGACUGAGGCGUGCGUGGGAAAACGAGCGGAAUAUAAUUCUGUGUUUGUGUGUGGUUUGUAUAAAAGUUUCCGAACUGUCGAGUUUUCCUGCUGAAAUGGCUCAGUCGCUUCUUUCUGCCCAGAGCAGGCCUAAAUACAACACAACACACACCUGUUAUCUUUAAAUUGUGGUGGGCGAAAAACUGGUGCCUGUAUCUGUACCCAUAUUUAUGAAUACAUAGACAUGCACACAGCUGUACGUGAAAUACUGUGCAAUAUUUUAGCGUUCCUUCGCCAGAUGCUUCUUAUCACAUAUAAUAUCCUAUAAUUUUAUGCAUUUUUUUGGCAUUAAGCGUUUAAAAGAGCUGGAAAGUUGCAAAAUUGCAAAUGUCUCUUUGGGAACAACUAUUUUGCACAUUAAACUCGAUCUUCGGCAGAAUCUGGAAAGGAGAGAGCCACGUCCUGCAGCACCUUUUAAUGCGGCCUCCGGAGUUUUUAACGAGAAUAGCUGCAGGAUUUGGUGGUUCUUUAAACCCGUCGCGUAAUUUCUCAUUAUGAAUGUAUGUUUAGUCUGUUCUAUUGUCGACAUUUCCACCACCCUGUGUGGUGGCAGCUUACGUUGCUGUGCUUUCUGGAUGGUUACACUCGCUGUGUCUGAUCAUACAGGCCCACGCUUCUCUCUGUACUCUCUUGUAUCUCCAGACCAACGUGCUAAGUGUAUAAGUUGUGAAUAUAUAUAUUAUUAUAGCCUA
Pygocentrus nattereri (red-bellied piranha) is the source of this 5782-nucleotide messenger RNA. It is a transcript of the gene synj1, whose product is annotated as synaptojanin 1. Gene Ontology annotation, biological process: phosphatidylinositol dephosphorylation; synaptic vesicle endocytosis. Lineage: Eukaryota; Metazoa; Chordata; Actinopteri; Characiformes; Serrasalmidae. The transcript has 32 exons. Gene Ontology annotation, molecular function: phosphatidylinositol-4,5-bisphosphate 5-phosphatase activity; nucleic acid binding. The record is from RefSeq and is a predicted model, not a curated record. The coding region runs from base 145 to 5031 and encodes 1628 amino acids.